Rhincodon typus (whale shark) is the source of this 3708-nucleotide messenger RNA. Its product is annotated as transcription cofactor vestigial-like protein 3. Lineage: Eukaryota; Metazoa; Chordata; Chondrichthyes; Orectolobiformes; Rhincodontidae. The transcript is spliced from 4 exons. Gene Ontology annotation, biological process: regulation of transcription by RNA polymerase II. The record is from RefSeq and is a predicted model, not a curated record. The coding region runs from base 176 to 904 and encodes 242 amino acids. Gene Ontology annotation, cellular component: nucleus.
CUCCCUGGCUGUGUGGAAACUGCAGUCUAUUCCCUACAAUCUGCCUCAUCUGUUUCACUGUCGGAACCAGGGAUUCAUUACUAUGGGCAUGAGCGGAGCGCCACUGCCCACUUCAGUGGCAUUUCACCACCACUGAAAUAUAAACAGCUUCAGUCCUGAGCCCAGGAGCAAGCAGAUGGAGGAAGAACCAGGAAAGAUCAGCCGGCAGCAGAACCAGGGAAAGUCGGAAAAGGAGGAUGAGGGCCCCAGCAUCAGCACAGUGCAAUCCCACGGGGCUGAGGGCAGCUCUCGCUGCAUGGUCUUCACUUACUUCAAAGGAGAUAGCAACAGCAUGGUGGAGCAACACUUCACCAGAGCUCUGAAACGGGUCGGGGGUCCCAUAGACGUCAGCUCAAAACGGAAAGUUGCAAGCAUUGAGCCAAAGUCAGAUGAGAAACCCUUGGCUCACCCACACCAUUGGGAUCCUCAUGCUCCGCUCUGGCCCAGUUCACCCCAAGGUGCCAACCUGUCUGCUGUCCCCCUCAGGGCUCCAGGUGCAUCCAUCCGCGGGCCUCAGUACCAUAUAGACAGCCCCUCAAACCUGUGCCCUGAGCCUCACCAACCAUGGCUCCUACCCAGAGUGAGUAGUCAUGGCCGGGAGGACUCUAUCUUCUGCCAGCCAAUGCCUGAUCUCCAUCGAAUGAUGCCAGCUGCAAUCAACAGCUAUCAUGAUAACUCCUUCCUGGCUUCCCUGAGAGGGGAGAGCCUGCCUUCCGAAAACAGCCAGCGACACACUGCCCCAAAAACAAACCUGAACUUGGCUUGGACACAGCCUGCUCCUGGACCUGCAGAAAUGAGGCAGAGUGAGAACGUCGAUGUAGGUUUACAAGCCCCUCAGAGGAGGAAGGACAUUUACUGGUAUUAGCCUGAGCUGUCUGCCUUUCCUCGACUCCAUGUUUAUCCGUCAGCACUGUCGCACCCUUGCCCAUCGCUGCACUAUAUCAGUGAACCACUCCUUCCCAUCCAUUUCACAACACAUUGUUUCUGAACUGCUCCUUGACCUUAUGCUCCUCAUGUGCUCCUGGUGUCAACCUGAGACUGGGGUGUGCAUCUGUCAGAGAAGCAGAAGCUAUGGAUAUUUUGGGAGUGGGAUUGUUGGGGUGGAUUAGGGUUGAGUUGGUGCUGAGCGGCUAAUGGACAGUAAGCAUCAAAUCCUUCUCUCUGACUUUGCCAGGCAUUAACCUGGAAUAUUCUCCAUUCAGGGAAAUACAGAGACUCCAAUUGUCAUUUAAAGCCUUUGUAUAAGUGAAUGGGCCUUCAUUGAGGAGUUUGAUUGAUUGACUUCAGAUACUGAGAGUCCAAGGAGACCACAGGCAAUGCCUUUUCUCAAAUUAUAAAUCCGCUUCUGCAAAUGCACAACUCAGGGCCUGAAGAAAUGUGGAAACUCUUUCAAAAACUCUUCAAACAAAAACCAUCUCCAGGUGUUACACAGAAACAUUAUCCAGCAAGAUUUGACACUGACACUCGGGCAGGAAUUCCAGACUUUUGGCAGCCACAAAAUUUGGAGCAGGUUGGACCCAUGGAGCUCCGAAUUGGCCAAACUGUGAUACCAGGUUCAGGAGCUAGAAGGUAUUACAGAGAAAGGGAGGGCUGGGGCUAUGGUGGGUGUCUGAAAGGGAUAAAAAUACAUCCAAGUUGAUUAAGAAAUCUCCCCAUGAUAGAUGUGUUAUUUACUCAGAGACAGUCAUGCUUAAAUUGAAUUACAAAUAUUACUUGCUGAAAUCUCAUAAUAUUCAUUAUUUAAAGCAACAGAAGACCUCAAAACUGAAGAUUGCUGAGAAAAGACACAUCUGUUUCAAAUUUUUCCAUCUUGCCUCAUCAGGACCAUUCGCAAGAAUGCAAAACAAAAGGAAAACAACAUUUAUACUGCGUGGUGCAGGGAGAAUGCUGAUUAUUUGGCAAGUGGACUGUGAUUGGUUGAGGUGUUGCCAUGGAGAACUCUAAACUGGGUGUUUUUUCUUCAGGACAACUCUGAAGAUGGGUCAGUGGAACAUUCACUCUGUGUCUCGCUCCAUCGAUGCGGCUGAUUUUCUUCAGCACUUUCUGUGUUAAUAUUUUUCUGAUCUCAUUCUCCUGUCUAAGCUGCGUGUGUUUGACUGUGUGAUCUCAGGCUGAACAUUUACAGUCCCACAGCCCCAUCUACUGGUUCACAAGAGCUCAGGGUGUGUUACCAAAUAAUUCUCAUUUCUUGGGCAGUAUUGGAUUAAUCAACUGCUGAUAAUCUGAUAGAUAAACCAAGUGGGCGUUGGAAAUGAUCCAUGGUUUGUUUUACAUUUUUACAUUUUCUUUGGACUUUAUUUUUACCAGUUGUCAAAGGUGCAGAGCUGGGGAAACGCUCACUGCUUGUCCAUGCCUAGUUCAGUGAGGUAGUAGUUUCGUCUCCAGUUUCACUAGGUACAGGACACACUCCCAGAUCUCGAGACAUUCGGCAGGAUGCUAGGGGCUUGGGAUCUGGUGUCGUGAGGAGUUGGGGGAAGGUUGGGGAACAUCACGGAUUGUAAAUGUUUUACAGUCGGGUGGAGAGAUCUGCAUGUGAGCACUCUCUCCUGCGAUAUCCUCAAAGUAUGCCCCUGCCUGGGUCACUGCCAUUCACUAAAUCCAUCAGUCUAGACCCACCAAAUGAACUAAUUAAAUAUAUUUAUACUCUGCCUAAUGAAUCCCAACGCCAGCUUUGUUAAUGUUAUUGCUAUUCUUCGCAUGAUUUAAUCAUCCAGAACUUACUGGAUACUGCUGAUUGGAAAUGAAGAUUAAUGGGAAGAAAAGACUUGAUUUUACUAAAACCUUAUUGACUGUUGAUCCAUCAGAGGGGAACGUGGGUUUUAACCGGGCCUUUAAGAGGAAGCACCUGGUAACCUCCAGUUGGCAGAAUGUUCCGGGUAUUCUCAGGGUUUCAGGGAGACACACAGGGAACAAAAAGUCAAAGGCAAGAUGAUUCUCAUCAGUGAAGCAUCUAAGCUGCAAUUAGUUAUCUCCUCCAGUGAGGGUGUAAGUAUUGUAAAUGGCAGCAUUAUCACAAAUUGUCAGAUAUAGUCACCCGAAAUCUAUAAUAGGUCACAAUAUUGAUAUUAAAUGAAGAAUCUAUGUUUCUAUAGUCUUUUUAAAAAAGUAAUUGCCAACCAUACAGCAAUAGCCUGUUAGAGCUGGUGCACACUGUAAUCUGUACACUCAGGAUCAACUGUCCUUGGCACAUCUUCAAUCAGUACAUACCCAGUAUACACAACAUACUCAAUACUGGGUAUACCCUGGGGUACACUGUACUGGGUAUACCCAGGGCACAGUGUGCUGGGUAUACCCGGGGCACACUGUACUGGGCAUACCGGGGGUACACUGUGCUGGGUAUACACGGGGUACACUGUGCUGGGUAUACCUGGGGCACACUGUACUGGGUAUACUGGGGGUACACUGUACAGGGUAUACUGGGGGUAGACUGUACUGGGUAUACCCAGGGCACUCUGUGCUGGGUAUACCAGGGGCACCCUGCUGAGUAUACUGGGGGUACACUGUACUGUGUAUACCGGGGGCACACUGUGCUGGGUAUACUGGGAUUACACAGUACUGGGUAUACCUGGGGUACACUGUGCUGGGUAUACCCGGGGCACACAGUUCUGGCUAUGCCCAGGCCACACAGUACUGUACACAUGGUGUAGACUAAUGAACCUGAUUUUUUUG